Salvia splendens (bonfire salvia) is the source of this 585-nucleotide messenger RNA. RefSeq lists its product as uncharacterized. Lineage: Eukaryota; Viridiplantae; Streptophyta; Magnoliopsida; Lamiales; Lamiaceae. The record is from RefSeq and is a predicted model, not a curated record. Gene Ontology annotation, molecular function: nucleic acid binding. The transcript is spliced from 2 exons. Bases 1 to 585 code for a protein of 194 amino acids.
AUGGAUAAUGGGCAGAGGCAAACCCUGCACUUGAGCAGCAGCAUGAAGAAUAAUGUGGUGCAGUUUCUACUCAAGCACAACCAUGAUGGAGUACUAGCAAGAGGGGCUGUAAUGGAGGCAGCAGAAACUUUUAGCAUUAGUAGGAAGACAGUAUACAGGCUAUGGAAGGCAGCCAAGGAGCAGAUGCAAAGGGGAGAACCUGCAAUGAUAGAAGGAAAGGUUAGAGGCUACCAUCAUGUUGACAGAUUAGAGCUUGAUAAAAAAAAGGUUAGAAACUUAUCUACUCUUGAAAGAUCUUCCCUGAGAAAAAUGGCAGUAAAAUUGAAUGUGAGCAAGAGCACAUUAGGUCAGUGGGUGAAGCAAGUGCAUAUAGAUGAAAAAUGGUUCUAUAUGACCAAGGUAUCAGACAUGUACUACCUCUUGCCGGAUGAGGAUGAGCCAUAUAGGUCAUGCAAAUCCAAGAGAUACAUCACCAAAGUGAUGUUUAUGUGUGUUGUCAGUAGACCACAGUUUGGUAUGGAUGGGCAGGCAACUUAUGAUGGUAAGGUGGGAAUAUUUCCCUUCACUGAAGUACUGCCAGCAUAG